Molecule: messenger RNA, 6432 nt
Organism: Linum trigynum
Lineage: Eukaryota; Viridiplantae; Streptophyta; Magnoliopsida; Malpighiales; Linaceae
Source: the annotation of a GenBank genome assembly
UCAUUACUUAGACAUGUUCUUGGCCUGGCCACAAUUGGCUCAACAUAACCAGGAGUCGUAUAAUUGCACUUCCUCGGGAUAAACCCUCGUGCAAGUCAUCCUCCUUAAACAUCAAAAUAUCACCCUGGGAAGUUUAUUUCCUCCAAUUGUAAAUCCAAAUACAACCACAAUAUCACAUCAUGUCAAAACACCUGAUCGAACAACCAUGAAGUCAUAUUAACAGUUAAGCCACAAAUGGCAACAUGUAUGCAAUCAUCAACAUAAACACGGUCCAUAUCGAUUAAGGCAAGUCAAUAAUAUCAUACAGCAGUUCAGGAUUCAACAUAUAGCACAAAAGUUCAUACAUCCCUAAUCAUGUCAUUCUAGUUCACCUUGGUCAAUUCUAAGCAUUAAUAUAAUUAUCGUGAUACGACAAACCCGGUAUGUCGUGCUAAUCCCUCCCCAGUUCUAGUCGUUCAAACACCGGUUUUUGUCUCCCGUACUAAAAUGUCAAUUUCACGAACGAACCCCAAAUUAAAAUUCGAGACCGUCCUAAUAUCCCUUGCAGUAUCCCCGUCAAUAUUAGUUCUAGGCUCCGGGUCAAAUUCUUGAUAAAAACACCUCUUCAGCGAUCCCGGCUCGGACCUAAAUAAUAGCCAAAAUUCAUGGAUUAAAACUAGAGGAUUGAUUACCUCGCUGUAGGAAGCUCGUAUAUGAAAUUUGGGCUCAAUCCGGCUUCCGGACACUCCGAAACCCUAAUUUGACUUAUCGGGAAUUCAAGAAAUUCCUAAACCAAAAACUCGUUUUAAAGCUCUAAAUCGAUAAUCACGAUGUAUAGAUGAAUUAGGCAUUACUUACGGGAUUUUUGGAUCACUAGGGCUCAAGAAUUUGAGCUUUGGAAUUUUUGCCGAGCUCCCCUGUUCCUGCUCUGCUCGCUCUGGUUUGGAGAAAAUGGAAAUGCAAACGCAUGAUGGGGAAAAAUAAAUGGACACGGGGAGAAUAUAUGUGCGGUCACGACCGCUAAUUGUUUUUUUUUAUAUUGAUUAUAUAAUUAAUACGUAUACUUAUCCGAUCGAUCGAUAAUCCGAUUUUCGUCGAAAUACUAUCAAAAUGCUCGAUUUUAAAUCGCGAACUUUCUAGCGAUCUAAAUAUGGGAUUUGUCGGAACGGGAUGUUACACGUGCUAUGCCGGCCGGUCGGAUCGGGUAUACAAGAAAUCGGAGACUGGCUGGAACGGUGGAGUCACAGUCCCCAAAAUUCCACACCGAUCGAUUUUUUUAUGUCAAACUGUGAAAUAGCCGUCGAUUUUGGUAUGUCCGGUUAGUGAAGCAUACUGGAAAAAAAUAUAACUAGUUCCGAAACGAUGCGGUAUUGUCCUUUGCCCAAAGAGGCCUGAUUCGAUUUCUUGGAGACAGAGGAACGAGUAAAUCGACAAAAUAACAUGGAGGAAGGAAUGAAGCAACGAAGAAAGAGGAGAUGAACCUAGAUCGAUGCUUUUUGUGGUCGAUUUGGUGGGCCUGGUUCUAUUUCUCAUCGAUGGUGUAAGACAGUUGGAGGAGUAAAUCGAGAGAAGAGGCAGAACAGGGAGGAGUAAAUCGAGCGAGGAAGGAGAAGAAGAAGAAGGUUUUGUUCUUCCUCUGUUGUUUUUUAUAGAUAUGCAAAAAAAAAAAAACAGAUAGAGGAUGUAAGGUUGGGACUUGGUCUGGGGUUUUCUUUCUUGGUAUAUUGUUUAUUUAUUGCCAAAUGAGAGAGGAAGGAGCGAACGAGGUGAAGAGGCGCCUAGGGUUCAUUGCUUGCUUUCCCUCUCACACUAUCCUUAUAGAGAAAUUUUACAAUACUAUAUAGUAUUGGUGCUAUAGGUUUUUGUCUUUAUGGUACAACUUAAAAUUGUACAUUUACGUUAUGGUACAACUUCAGAUUAUACCUAUACUUUUUGUACAAAUUCUUUUAUGGUACAACUUGAACUUGUACCUUUAUGUGAUGGUACAAUUUCAAGUUGUAAAGUUGUACCAUAACAUAAUGGUACAAAUUGCUUUAUGGUACAACCUAAACUUAUACAUUUAAUGUUAUGGUACAACUUUGAGUUGUACAUUAAAGCACCAAUGCUAUAUAGCAUAGUAGAAGUGGUCUUCCUUAUAUUGUAUUUUCAAAAAUAACCAAAUGACCUACUUGUUUCUAUCAUAAUUACCCCUUACCACCGUGAUUUUGUAAAAAUACUACAAUGACCCUUUAUUGAGUCAGCUAAAAAACGAAAAACUAAAAUUGGAUUCACUCGAAACCUCAAACCUGGUCAAUAUUCGCAACCAACUAAGACAAUGCUACUUGUCAUGGUAACAUUUUCAUCUAACUAUUUUUUUUAUUCUUUUUGAUAUGUCAACAAAUUAUUCUCGACUGAGUUAAACGUGAAUGAAUUAUUAAGUUAUGGAUUUAGUUAUAAAAAUAAAAUUGCAUGAUGAUUCAACAAAAAAAAAAAAUUUGCAUGAUGAUGUAAUUAGUUAGAUGUUGUAUGAUAAUUGUCCAAUUCACGGUUGGUUUAUUUUUUAUUCUGUGAUUAUUUACUAUUUAAUUAUUUGUUUUCUAGUAGUAUUCCAGUAUAGUUCGGGCAUUACUUUGGUACGGUAUUUUAAUGAAAAUAUUUAUUUUUUAUUACAAAACGGUAUUUUACCGAUAUGAAACGGUUGAACCACGAUCGUAUCACAAAAGACCUUACCAUAAACUUGUCCGAUAUGAUCUCCGGUACGAUUUCCUAAACCAUGGUUUUCACAAGGCCAGAUUUCCAUCAGUUAAGCUCAAACAACGGACAAGAAAAUCGGGGCAUGAAACUUAGGUGUUCAAUAGAUUGAGUUGGUUUCAAUUCCAAAAGAGUAUGAGACUAGACAUUUUAUAACACUUGAUGGCCAUCUCAAUUCAAACAAACAAUCAUAUCAGGCAUAAAUACGCCAUCAUACACUUUAAUACAUGCAAUCAUUCAUCAAUUAACUCAUUUGUCGCCUAAUUUGAUCAUUACAUGCAAAAGUAUCAAUUCUCCUCACCCAAUAACCCUAGAAUUUUCCCAAACUGACAAGGACAAAGUAAAAGACAUCCAUAGAGACUCAAGUAGGGACCAAUGUAGUCAAAAGCUGGAUUUAAAGCCUAAAAGUCUAUAUUUUUACGCUUUGAAACUCCCAUAUAUUGUAACUUUUGUUCAAAAAGCUUUUUUGCACCAAAAUCCCAAGUAAAAGCCUUCAAAGAUAGUAAAAUCCUUAACAGCUAGCUUUCAAAUCGCUUUUCUUCGCUUUUAAUAUCCGAGUAUGAGGACCAUAUUGGGUCGUGUUUGGUUCAAUCAUUUGCCCAAAAGAGAAAAAUUAUGUAGUUUUAUUUGUUUUCUAGUAGGAAUAUAUUUCAGUCUUUGCUUGUACAAAUUCCACAUCCCUAAUUCUUUGCCACUUCUACUCCAUUCUCGUCUUUUCUCUACCUCCAAAACCAGCACAUGCCACAUCCAAAAUCCAUUUUCCAGCGCCUUUUCCCUCAGUUUCCUGCCACGUGCGUCCAACUUCCUCUCAAAUGGCUCCCAUUGCUGCUACAACUUGGUUAUCGUCACUCAAUGCAUCAACGUACCCAUCCCUGCAACUCUCACCCCACCCCUAUGACUAUGUUAUCAUUGAAGCUCAUCUCCUUCAGCCUCUCAUUUGCCGCCACUUUCACUUGUUGGUGAAGUUUGCCGAUAGCCCUUCCAGCUUCAUCAUUUGUUGUUUGGUUUUCUCUUCUUAUAUUUUUUCAGAAAGUAGGGAAGGUGGUGAAUGCUUGUUUCAAAUCCUAUUAAUUUAGUUUAUGUGUGUUAGAAUAAUUUGUUAAAUAUGAGUAGGUUCACUUAUUUUUUUCAUAUUUUGCAGAAUACAAGUUAUGGUUAGAAUAUUCUAUCAAAUUAUAGGAUGUGUAAAAGCGUAAGGUUUUCUCUUUCACUUUUACCUAGAAUCUAGAGUUUGAAUGCAUUGGUUGGGGCAUAGGGGAAGGUGAGAAUAAGGUGAGGGAGUUGAAAAUCGACCAAAAAGUUUACCAGAGGGGGGUCGCAGGAGUCUUGCUAGAGCCUCGCCGCUGAAGAAAAGAGUACGUCGAUCGCCACCAAUGUUCUGGCGAACGGGCGCCUAGAUGAGAAAAGACUGGGUUUGUGGUUGUAGAGUUGGACAACUGAAAGUCUAUAAAAUCGUCGAAGGGGAAGUUUUCUGCUGAAGAUCUAGAGAAUUAUGUCGGCUGGAUGAUGUCACGACCGUGAGAUGUUCAAGGCCUUGCAUACUCGCCCGAUGGUGGUUCUCAAGAUUUCGGUGUAAAGUCACAGUCAGGCCUUGAGAUCGAAUGAAAUCGUGAGUUCGACACAAAAACGGUGAGUUUUUGGUUAAUUCUCACGACUAUUUAAAUUGUCAUGGUUUUGGUUGUGAGAAUCACACUCAAAGUUUCAGCCGAAACGAAGGAAAGAACCUACGACGGAUCUAACCGUUGUCGGGCCGCUAUCGCCACAAACUCAUCAAGUGCGACCAAAUUCAUUGGAGAUGUUACUAGAAGGCCAAACCACCCAGACCCAUGAACAGAUCAAUCGUGGCUCUGACCGCCGCUGAUCUAAUCCCCAUAGAAGCUUUUUACUUCGUCCCCAAAUCAAAGAAUCCGAGUUCGAGUUGCAUAGUAAUGCUUAGAACCAAAUUCAAAAAGGAAAGAGUCGAAGAAAACCUAUUUUUAUUGAUAAAAGAUUAAAAUUGCCAUGAAGUCCACGGGCAAGUGGCCAUGCAGGAGAAUGGGCUUGGCCCAAGAUGAUGAUGGCUUUUAGUUGGCUUCCGAUGAAGAACGAUGGGCUUGGCCCAGCAUGUUUCGUUCUCCCGUGAAUUUUGUGGCGUAAAUAAAUAUAAACUAAUAUAAAACCCUAAGACUAAGAGCAGAGCAGUAGGGUUUUUUUCUUUCCCACCUCCAUCGUCUUCCGCUGGAGCUAAGGAUCAGAAAGCAAACCCCCAUACACUAAAUCUCUGCCAGCCGCCGUCGUCUGGUCGAACUUCCACCAUGGCUCGAGGACUGAAGAAGCAUUUGAAGAGGCUCAAUGCUCCCAAGCAUUGGAUGCUCGACAAGCUUGGCGGCGCUUUUGCUCCGAAGCCGUCGUCUGGACCUCACAAGUCGAGGGAGUGCCUGCCGCUGGUUCUGAUUCUCCGAAAUCGUCUUAAGUAUGCACUUACUGGCAGUGAGGUGAAGGCUAUUCUGAUGCAGCGUCAUGUUAUGGUGGAUCACAAAGUUCGGACUGACAAGACUUUCCCUGCUGGUUUUAUGGAUGUUGUUUCGAUCCCCAAGACCAAUGAGAACUUCCGAUUGCUUUAUGACACUAAGGGUCGCUUCCGUCUUCACUCCAUCCGGGACGAGGAGUCAAAGUUCAAGCUCUGCAAGGUGAGAACUAUUCAGUUUGGGCAGAAAGGAAUCCCCUACCUGAACACCUUUGAUGGGCGAACCAUCCGCUACCCUGAUCCGCUCAUCAAGCCGAACGACACCAUCAAGCUCGAUCUGGAGAGCAGCAAAAUCGUGGAUUUCAUCAAAUUUGAUGUUGGCAACGUCGUCAUGGUCACCGGAGGAAGGAACAGAGGGCGUGUGGGUAUCAUCAAGAACCGUGAGAAACAUAAGGGUAGCUUUGAAACCGUCCAUAUCCAGGACUCGAUGGGACACGAGUUUGCUACUCGCUUGGGCAACGUGUUUAUGAUCGGUAAGGGAACCAAGCCUUGGGUGUCCCUUCCCAAAGGCAAGGGAAUCAAGCUGACAAUCAUCGAGGAAGCCAGGAAGAGGGCGGCUGCAGCCCAAGCUGCUGCUUAAAGAGUAUUUUGAAGUUUUAAGGGUAGACGUCUAGGUGUGGCUAUCUCUCUAUCUAAAUCGUUCCUGGUGCUGGGUAAACUUUAGCUGUGGAUUAAAACUUGAUUAGCUUGGAUGAGAGUUGCUAUGUCGUUAUCUGUUUUGAGAAUAUUUUACCUGCUACUCUUUUUAUAGUUUCAUAUGUUACAAAGUCGGUCAUAUUCGCCAUUUUUCUUCCAAGGUCUAUUGUGUGUACGUUGUCCUUGCUACAAAGUAACAUCUUCAUGUUCUUAUAAUGUUUUAGGCUACACAAUUACAGGCUAAGAAAGCCGCGAAGUCCUAAGGAGGGUAAACUCCCUCCAACCAACACCUUCCUGCUUCAACGGUUUCCACCAAUUAAUUGGUCAAUUACAUAAUUGGUCAUUGAUCAAGUUCUUUCUCCUGGAAUAGUACAUAGAAAAAUUGAAGGGUUCAUAUCAUAGUCAUUUUUCACUUUAGGUAAUAUUGGGAGAUCGAGUGAUUUAAUGCUUGCAUAUGGAUUAAAAAGCUUGUACAUAUUAGCUUAUUGAGUUCUAUGCAAAUGUGUAAAAUGUAAGGAUUGUGAAAUUGUAUCUUGAAUAGUCAUUGGUAGGAUAUUUUGUACUAAAAUUGUGAUUAAAUU